Messenger RNA from Ipomoea nil (Japanese morning glory), 787 nucleotides. RefSeq names its product thioredoxin-like protein YLS8. The transcript is spliced from 2 exons. NCBI's taxonomy places the organism in Eukaryota, Viridiplantae, Streptophyta, Magnoliopsida, Solanales, Convolvulaceae. The record is from RefSeq and is a predicted model, not a curated record. The coding region runs from base 122 to 550 and encodes 142 amino acids. Gene Ontology annotation, biological process: mRNA splicing, via spliceosome. Gene Ontology annotation, cellular component: U5 snRNP; U4/U6 x U5 tri-snRNP complex; spliceosomal complex.
AUUUCUAUUGAUUUCCUGAUCGUUCUUCUCCUCUUUCUGUUGUCUUGGUGACCUACAAACCCUAACACGCUACCAUCUGCUCCACCGGCUUCAUCUGAUUUCAGAGGAAAGAGGAUAAAGGAUGUCUUACUUACUGCCCCAUCUCCACUCCGGUUGGGCCGUUGACCAAGCCAUCCUUGCCGAGGAGGAGCGCCUAGUCAUUAUCCGCUUCGGCCACGACUGGGACGAGACUUGCAUGCAGAUGGAUGAAGUCUUGGCUUCAGUAGCUGAGACAUUAAAAAACUUUGCUGUCAUAUACCUUGUAGAUAUCACUGAGGUUCCUGACUUCAACACGAUGUACGAAUUGUAUGAUCCGUCGACUGUGAUGUUCUUCUUUAGGAACAAACACAUCAUGAUCGAUCUUGGCACUGGGAACAAUAACAAGAUCAACUGGGCACUGAAGGACAAACAAGAGUUCAUUGACAUCGUGGAGACUGUUUAUCGUGGUGCUAGAAAGGGUCGCGGUCUUGUCAUUGCUCCAAAAGAUUACUCGACAAAGUAUCGAUACUGAGCACUUGCAUCUGCUGCUUGUUGGUACACAAACAUGACUUUGUAUCUUGCUGCACAAAUGUUUAUGAAUAAUCCUUUAUAUCCUCAUGUUUUAUGCUUGAUGUGUACUAGUAACAUUUGUAAUCAAUUGCAGAUGAUAUGCCAUUAAGGGGACGACCUUUUGUAUGGUAAAUUUUAUGACUCAAAAAUUAUGGUGAACACAUUGUAAACUUCUGCUAAGUGCUGACUUAUUCACCAU